Molecule: messenger RNA, 3851 nt
Organism: Coregonus clupeaformis (lake whitefish)
Lineage: Eukaryota; Metazoa; Chordata; Actinopteri; Salmoniformes; Salmonidae
Product: ETS translocation variant 5-like
Exons: 13
Coding region: 219-1838 (539 amino acids)
Biological process (GO): regulation of transcription by RNA polymerase II; cell differentiation
Cellular component (GO): nucleus
Molecular function (GO): sequence-specific DNA binding; DNA-binding transcription factor activity, RNA polymerase II-specific
Source: RefSeq, a predicted model, not a curated record
UCAGUCAAGUUUUGUGAGUCGGAGGGAACGCAGCAUUUGAUUACAGAACGGAGACAUUUGUGUAUUUUUUUGUUGUUGUGGAUUUUGUAUCGCGUUCUUUCCAUACUGUAAAGGAAUUGAAACGCGCACAGGUUGAACAGCUAGUACAUAUAGUGACUUUUGUGAUAUCGCUUUAAAGCGAAUACCUUUUUCUGGGAACCUUUGAAGAUCCGGAUAACAUGGAUGGAUUCUACGACCAGCAAGUCCCAUUUAUGGUCCCACCCAAUAAAUCUCAUGUGGAGGAACCAUACAGCAGACCAGUCAUAGACAACAGGAAAAGGAAGUUUGUAGACACAGAACUCGCCCAGGACACGGAAGACCUCUUCCAAGACCUCAGUCAGUUGCAGGAGAUCUGGAUUGCAGAAGGUGAGUUAUCUACCCAGGUGCCUGAUGACGAACAGUUUGUCCCGGAUUUCCAGUCUGAUAGCUUAACGUUUCAUGGCCCCCCACCAUCCAAGAUUAAACGGGAACUGAGUCCUUCCAAAGAGAAUUCUCCUUGUAGCCAGGACAGGAGUCCCAUGCCGUACGGAGAGAAGUGCCUUUACAGCUACAGUGCCUAUGAGAGAGAACCUAGUGGGGGCUAUAAGCCAUUGACCCCUCCCUCUACACCCGUGUCACCAUGCAACUCUACCAACACCCCAGGGACACACCCACUCAGCCAGCAGACUCCUCCCCCUCAUCAAAUACCCAAUCAGAACCAGACGCAAGGGCCACACCCCCUGCAGCACGUGCAGCCUGACAACCAAGAAGUUGGCCCAGCUCACAACCAGCAGAGGACACUCCCCCUCCAGAGCCCGCCCUACGCAGUGCCCUGCCCCUCCUCACUCCUCAUUCAGGAUGGUACCUACAGCUCUGAACACAGGUUCCAGAGGCAGAUGUCGGAGCCAUGUCUACCCUUCCCUCCCUCUGAGAGCCAGACUCGCUCUCAGUUCCUGCCCCAGCAGCAGGCCACCAGCCGCAGCACCCUGCCCAGGGACGGGAGGCCCCCCUACCACCGCCAGAUGUCUGAGCCCCUGGUCCCUGGUCCCGUGCCUCCACCCAGCUUCAAGCAGGAGCUGCUGGACCCUCGCUACACCGAGCAGGGUGUCCCCUCCAUGGGCCCCCCUCAGUGUGCCUUCCACCCCAUGGCCAUCAAGCAGGAGCCCCGGGACUUCUGCUUCGACUCUGAAGUGCCUAUCUGUCAGUCUACAUUUGGAAGAGCAGGGACCUUCUACCAAAACAACCAUGAAAGUUUCUCCUUUGACAGAGAGCCUCACCUGUACUAUGACGAUACCUGCGUGGUUCCUGACAGACUUGAAGGGAAGGUCAAGCAGGAGCCAUCAGUGUACCGUGACGGCCCGCCCUACCAGCGGCGCGGCUCUCUGCAGCUCUGGCAGUUUCUGGUCACCCUAUUGGACGACCCGGCCAACGGUCACUUCAUUGCCUGGACAGGCCGGGGCAUGGAGUUCAAACUCAUUGAGCCAGAAGAGGUGGCUCGCCGCUGGGGCAUCCAGAAGAACAGGCCAGCAAUGAACUACGACAAGCUGAGUCGUUCUCUGCGCUACUACUAUGAGAAGGGAAUCAUGCAGAAGGUAAAGGUUGCUGGCGAGAGGUAUGUGUACAAGUUUGUGUGCGACCCUGAGGCCCUGUUCUCAAUGGCCUUCCCUGACAACCAGAGGCCCAGCCUGAAGGCCGACCCAGACAGCCUGCCCUGCGUUGGGGUGGACGACGACACCCUACCCCUCACCCACUACGACAAGAACACCCCUUACCUGGUGGACUCUGGGGAGCAGUGUGUAGGUCUGCCCUACGGGUACUGACACACCUGCUACUGCUCCUAAACCCAACCCAGAGAUCAAGCUCAGACGGCUGAGGCUGAGCUAGAAACUGGAUCAAACCAAACCUGAACCCGAAACCUCCCUCUCGCCGCUAAGUUACUCCUCCGAUUCUGCCCACUUACAGAUUAACUUAACCCUCCCCCUAAAAUGACUGAGGAGAAACCUGCACCAACCACCUUCCUUGGCAUCAUCUAUAGUACCAAGAGAGAGGUGGAAGUGAGGGUGGAAUGGACUCCAGUGGCUCCGCCAACUCUCAAGGCGAAUUGGCGUUGUUGCGAAGGAGACGAAGUGGAAGUUAUGAUGGGCCAGGGGCCGUGUUAUGAUGACAACAUGCCGGAGGACUGACCGAUAGAUCUCUCCGUGUAGACUGCAAGAAUUGUAACAGUUCUGAUUUUUGACAAUCUGCUUUUUCUAAAAGAGUAAAAUAAGUAUAUUAAAAGUUAAUUCUGACAAAAACAUUAUCUAUAAAUACAGCGCUAGUCUGUAGUUGCCUUUUUGGUCCCACAUAAUUAUUUAUUUUUCUGCUACAUAUGAACGAUAAGAUCUGUGUAAGCAAGGGCUUUGAUUUGCAAAAAAAUAAAACAAAUAGUAAAAUAGAUAAAUCUAUAUCUCUCUCUAAACCCACAGACCUGUUGGUUUCUGUAGACUUGGUAUAGAAAUGUAUGCUGGCUAUUCUAAAUUGCUUAAGGAUUUAGACGUAGUAGGACUCUAACCCACUGGGACAUUCUGUUGUUUCAGAAUAGAUGGAUGGAUUCCUCAGACCAGAGGCCUACGUUUUUGUGUUUAAUGCCGGCCCGGCUGUGUUAUCUAGUGGAAUGAAUGAAUGUUUGUGCUGGGCUAGCUAAGGUUACCUGUGAGGAGCCAGACUAGCUCCGAGGACUGUGCCUGCGUCUGAAGUGACCCUAUACACUACUUUACAAAGCCAAUGUGGCUCUGGUCAAAAGUAGUGCACUAUAUAGGGAAUAGGGUUUCAUUUAGGGUGCAGACUGUCUGGUCCAUUCUCAUUUAUACUGACACUCUACACAAUUGUAUUUUUUUCAUAAACUCUACUUGUAUUGCCUAAUAGUUGUAACUAAUCAGCGCUCUGCCUCCCCAAAAACAAAAUGCCCUGCAGGAAUCUUUUUUUCAUUUUCCAAAAGGGACACCUCGGUCAAUAUUUUCCCCAGAGAUUUUUAAUUUAUACACGCCUAAAGUUAUAAAAAGGUUAUAAUAAUAUUUUUUAUUUUAUUGGGUGCUUGAUGUUUCCUAGGCAGUCAGUGUACUAGUUUCUUAGAUGCACCAGGAUGGCAUCUUUCAGGACAUUGCAUGCGAAGGUGUGAGAUUCUACACCUUUCCCUGGAGUCCUCUUUCUGCCAAUCGCAGGUUGUCAACAAGAGACCCCUGCUUCUCUUUGCAUGACGGUAUAUUCAAACAAACUGUCCACUAACAUAUGGCUUUCCUCUACUCUGGACAAACAAGACACAUUGUGAAAGUUCUCUGCAUUUUGUUUGUUUCUUAAAUGGGGGGGGACAAACUUAUAUAAAUAUAUAUUUUUGCUAAGUCUGCAUCUGUUUUGAUUUGAUUGUAUAAGCCUGUAUAGUUCUGUCUAUAACAUAUGUAUCCCAGUGACACGAUUAUUACUGCAGAUAGUUUUUCUUUAGAGGCCAUUUUUGGUGAAUGGAAUGGUAGGAUAAAGAACGAGAAAAUAGUAUUGGUUAUAAAGGGGUAGUGUGGGAGCAUCCCAAAUGGUACCCUACUCCCUAUAUAGUGCACUACUUUUUGAAAAGAGCACUAUGUGCCCUGGUCAAAAGUAGUGCACCAUAUAGGGAGUAGGGUGCCAAUUCAGACGUUCUCUCAAUUAAGAAAUGUGAGUAUCCACCUCUAGUCUCUACCCUGACCUAGGGUUGUCUGAACCUGUAUAGGCUUCACCUUCUCUCCCUCUUCACAACGUGUACCUUACACUGCUGAGUUUAUAAUGAUCUGUACUGGGUACAAUAAACUGUCCUUUCUGCUUCA